AUGGGACAAGACAAUUGGUCAUCAAAUAAAUACGUAAAGCACGCUGCCUUUGUGCCUCGACUUGGAUCUGCUAUUCUUGAUGCACUCGAUCCUCAACCUCAUGAACACAUUCUAGAUUUUGGCUGUGGCAAUGGUAUCCUGACUCGAGAACUCGCUGGUCGUUGUAAAUCUGUUGUAGGCAUUGAUGCAAGUAAAGCAAUGAUUGAUGGUGCUCCUUCUGUUAAGAAUGUCGAAUACUUUGUCGUAGAUGGACAUGAUGCUGAUGACUGGUUUGACAAGACUGGACAGUCACCCUUUGAUGCUGUAUUUUCCAGUGCAACACUUCAUUGGCUCAAGCGUGAUCCUGUUAAGGCUAUUAAAAGUAUUCAUCAUACCUUAAAGCCAGGUGGAAGGCUUGUUGCUGAACUUGGUGGUUUUAUGAAUUGUGCAAGUGUUCAUACAGCACUCAUUGCUGCUUUAAAUGUACGUGGUAUCGAUGGUGCAGCUUACUCACCUUGGUUCUUUCCAUCACCUGAAUAUUAUAGUCAACUGCUAACAGAUAAUGGAUUCAAAGUGUUGGAUGUUGAACUCAUUCCUCGCCCAACUGAAUUGGAAACAGAUGUCGCUGGUUGGAUCGAAACCUUUGGUUUUAACUUUCUUAAUGCACUAGACUCAGACAGUGAGCGUAAGAAGAUGGUUGCAGAAAUCCAAGAAUACCUUCGUCCUGCACUUCAAAGAGAGGAUGGUAAAUGGUUUUUGCUUUAUACUCGCUUAAGAGUAAUUGCUGUAAAGCAAGUAUGA
Messenger RNA from Rhizopus microsporus ATCC 52813, 780 nucleotides. RefSeq lists its product as uncharacterized. The transcript has 2 exons. The record is from RefSeq and is a predicted model, not a curated record. Bases 1 to 780 code for a protein of 259 amino acids. NCBI's taxonomy places the organism in Eukaryota, Fungi, Mucoromycota, Mucoromycetes, Mucorales, Rhizopodaceae.